Molecule: messenger RNA, 520 nt
Organism: Amphiprion ocellaris (clown anemonefish)
Lineage: Eukaryota; Metazoa; Chordata; Actinopteri; Pomacentridae
Product: hepcidin-like
Exons: 3
Coding region: 66-326 (86 amino acids)
Biological process (GO): defense response to bacterium; intracellular iron ion homeostasis
Cellular component (GO): extracellular region
Source: RefSeq, a predicted model, not a curated record
GCAGCUGACUAGAGUCACCAAGAGUCAAAGAUUCACCAAACUUAAACCACUGGAGCUUUGUGAAGAUGAAGACAUUCAGCGUUGUGGUUGCAGUGGCCGUGGUGUUGACCUUUAUCUGCAUUCAGCAGAGCUCUGCCACUUCAGCAGAGGUAGAAGAGGUGGAGGAGGCAACGAGCAACCACAAUCCAGCUGCUGAGCAUCAGGAGACGUUGGUGGACUCAUGGACGAUGCCACAUAACAGACAAAAACGUGGCUUCAAGUGUAAACUUUGCUGCAACUGCUGCAAACGUGGGGUCUGUGGAUUGUGCUGCAAAAAGAAAUUCUGAGGAUUCCUGCCUGAGAGUCCCAACAUCAACCACUGAACAUUAGUUUGCUCUAACUGUCAUCCUAGUACAAACUCGUCAUUUCAAACUGUAUUCACAUCUGUAAAAAUGACCACAGUGUUACUUGAGUAGAUGAUUCUGUAGUUCCAGUGUGCUCGGAGAUGAUGUGUGUCACAAUAAAUUUCAAUCCAACUAUA